AUGACCGCCACGGUGCUCACGUCGACGGUGAGCGAGGAGGGCUCGAAACAGACCACGGUGGUGUAUAUCACGCAAUCCACAAGCUUGUCGUCUGCAUCCGCAUCCGCAGACUCGAGCUCGCGCUCGGGCUCCAAAUCGUCAAACAAGGGAGCCAUCAUCGGAGGAGCCGUGGGCGGCGCUGUCGGGGCGUCGAUCCUGAUCGGCGGAAUUUUCUUCUUGAUUUUCAGAAGACGCCGCGACAGCGGCGACGACACGGCCGUGGACGAUCUCGCGUACGAGGAGGCGCUCAAGUCAAACCGCGAUCCGUUUGCCUCUGCCGAAGACGACCUCUACUCUUCCGACAACGGGUCUGGGUCUGGGCGAAUAAUGCUCGGCCGCAGACGCCUGAGCGACGGCUCGCUCGCCGACGCGGCCGACUACUACAAAAAAGUGCUCAAAGUUGCGAAUCCCGACGACGAUAAGAAUUAG
Ogataea parapolymorpha DL-1 is the source of this 468-nucleotide messenger RNA. RefSeq lists its product as hypothetical. The record is from RefSeq and is a predicted model, not a curated record. Lineage: Eukaryota; Fungi; Ascomycota; Pichiomycetes; Pichiales; Pichiaceae. Bases 1 to 468 code for a protein of 155 amino acids. The transcript has a single exon.